Molecule: messenger RNA, 1239 nt
Organism: Lasiosphaeria miniovina
Lineage: Eukaryota; Fungi; Ascomycota; Sordariomycetes; Sordariales; Lasiosphaeriaceae
Exons: 2
Coding region: 179-1027 (282 amino acids)
Molecular function (GO): oxidoreductase activity
Source: RefSeq, a predicted model, not a curated record
GUUCAUACUACGUCGCAUCCCGUCCAAAGGAGGGGGGCCAGAUCGUCAACCAAGACAAGAAGGUGAGCUAGAAGAUGUUCUGAUGUCCAGCUUUCCCAUCCAUCUGUUGUGACGGGUCUCUCACAUCUUUAGUUUUCCCUCGUCGGCAAAAUCUUCUCUUCCUUCGCUCACAUUGACCAUGGCAGUCGAGUCCCCCUUCGUCGCCACUGUGCGGUACGUCAAGCGCGACGAGACGGGAGAUCGCACCGGAAAGCCCUACAUCCUCCACUACGCAGCACCAGAGGGCUUUCCGCAAAACAACUUCGUGAUUGAGCCCGUCCACGGCAUCCAGAUACAUAACCUCCGCACAGCCAAGCUCGACUACAACGAGCACGGCAUGACUAUCGCAACCAUCGACGACAGCGGCUUGGAUCUCGACCGCUUCGAUGACGACGACUGGGUCGAGAGCGUAUACCUACCCCGGCUUCACGAAGCUAUCUGCCGCUCUCUGGGAGCUAAGGACAUGACGGUGUUCGACUGGAUGUUGCGGAAACGAGCCCCAUCGUUUCCCCGGCGUUGCGAGGGCGAGGACAACGUCGAUGCGCACCAGCCGUCUUUGUCGGCUCACAUCGAUUACACCGAGGCUGAGCUCGACUCGCGCGUCGACAGCUACUUUGGGACUGACAAGAACAAGAUGUUGAGUCGUCCCUACCAAGUCAUCAACAUCUGGAAACCCCUCUCGGGCCCAUGCCGUGACUUUCCACUCGCUUUCCUCGAUCCGCUGACCGUUGAUGCCUCCCAGGACCUCUUCAAGGUGGAUGAGGUCUUCCCGACGGUGGCGAACGAAGUCUUCCAGGUCUGCUACAACCCAAAGCAUACGUGGUAUUACAUUCCUGAUCAACUAGCUUCGGAGCUGGCUGUUUUCAAUGCCUUCGAUUCAAAAAGGGGCCAGAGUUUGGCCGUCCCACAUUGCUCGUUUGAUUUGGGCGAUUCAGGAUCGGGCAUCCCGAGACAUAGCAUUGAGGUCAGGGCUUUCGUGUUUUACUGAGCUGCUACACCCUUGGUUGUCGGGGUUAGGUAUUGGCGUUUGGAGGUCAAGAUCGAGGGAACUCAUUUGCUAGCCGACCAAAAAAAUAAAAAAUAAAAUAAAAUUGUGGUGAAAAAUCCCUUCAAGAGAGUUCUGCCCGUGCUCUGCCGCGCUUAUCUUACCCAUCUCUGUUUAGUUGCGUUGACGGAAGGCGCAGUCGGAUUGGACACGUU